This is a messenger RNA of Entrophospora sp. SA101, 399 nucleotides long. The record is from the annotation of a GenBank genome assembly. NCBI's taxonomy places the organism in Eukaryota, Fungi, Glomeromycota, Glomeromycetes, Entrophosporales, Entrophosporaceae.
AUGGCUUCAUCUCCUCCAACUAACAAAAAUUUUGACGCUAUAUCAAGGCUUCAUAUGAGGGAACAAACAAUUGAUGAAAUGUAUGGUGUACCUGAAAAUUUUCUUGAAAUUGAAGUGCGAAAUCCACAAACACAUGGUUUUGGUCGUAAAAUGUAUACUGAUUAUGAAAUUGUUUGUCGGACAAAUAUUCCCGCAUUUAAAUUAAAACAAUCAUCUGUAAGAAGAAGAUAUAGUGAUUUUGAAUGGUUUCGUGAUGUUCUUGAAAGAGAAUCAUCUCGUGUUAAUAUUCCACCAUUACCAGGAAAAGUUUUCACUAAUCGUUUUUCAGAUGAUGUUAUUGAACAUCGUAGAGAAGGACUGGAAAGAUUUUUACAAAUGAAUUCAAGCGAUUUGUAUUAG